Messenger RNA from Paramecium tetraurelia, 1467 nucleotides. RefSeq lists its product as uncharacterized. Gene Ontology annotation, cellular component: cytosolic [4Fe-4S] assembly targeting complex. NCBI's taxonomy places the organism in Eukaryota, Ciliophora, Oligohymenophorea, Peniculida, Parameciidae. Gene Ontology annotation, molecular function: protein binding. The transcript has a single exon. Gene Ontology annotation, biological process: iron-sulfur cluster assembly. The record is from RefSeq and is a predicted model, not a curated record.
AUGGAAAUUCGAUGUACUUAAGCAAAUCACUAAAAUUUAUAGAUAAUUGGAGCUUGCAUAGAUCCAGAAUGUCAAUAUCAGAGACCUUACUGUCAUUAUUGUUAAAUUAGUCACUCUUAACAUUUUGUUAAUACAAUACCUUUAGAAUUUUUAUCCAAUUGGAUGCAAGAAAAAUAUGAAGCUUUUCAAGUUAUGUAGUACAGCUUUUAAGAAUGCAAAUCAUCACUUUAAACAAUAAUAGAUUUAUUUAUUCCAUUAAUCAAUAUAAAUGCCGAAAAUUUAGGACUUUCUGAACUUAGUAAUAAGAUCAAGUGCUUCAGUUAAAUCUAAGAAUUGGAAAUACUGUUUUAAAGUGAACUAAAGCAAUCUAUGGAUUUUAUAAUAUUAAUAGCUGAUCAAAUAAGAUAAAACAUGAAAAAGGUAGCAACAGAAAAACAACCAAUUAAUGCUCUAGUUUAAACAAGAAAUUUAUAAAACACUAUAUAAAUUUAAACGUAACAAUAUCAAAAAAAAAUUUCAUUUGAACUAAUUGAAUAAAAUUCGAUUUAAUAAACUGAAGGGUGUCGCGCAAUAGCAUUUAAUAAAGAUGAUUCUAUUGUUCUAGCUGCGUGUGAUUAGCUAAUAAAAGUCUAUAAACAUGAUAAAGGGAAGUUGAAUUAUAAUUAAACCUUAAACGAACAUAAAGAAAAUGUAGUGACUUUGAAUUUUAUGAUGAAAUCCGAUAGGUUUGUCUCUGGUAGUUUCGAUAGCACAAUUAUAAUCUGGUAACAAGUCUAAUUUAAAUGGGUGAAGCAGCAAUAAUUAACUGGACACUCAAAUUGUAUUCUCUGCUUAAUAGUGAAUAAUAAAGAAGAUCUUAUUAUCUCAAGCAGUAAAGAUUGCACUAUAAAAUUUUGGGGAAAAUAAUAUGAUUGGAUAUUACAAUAAACCGUAAAUGAACAUAAUAAAAGUAUUCAUUCAAUAAGCUUAAAUGAGCAAUAAAAUCAAUUGAUUUCUUGUUCUUUAGAUAAAAGCCUCUAUGUGAUGCAAUUACGAGAGCUGGAUUAGAAGUGGAUUGUUAAAUAAUUUAUAGAAGUUAACUAAUAUGGAUAUCGAAUUUCUUUUAUAAAUAAUAAUUAGUUUGUGUAUUAACCUUAUUGCUCAGAAUUUAUGCAAGUGUAUGAUUUGGAUCAAUCAACUUUAUAGUAUAAAAAGACUAUUGAUAUUCCAGUAAAGUGUGGUUCACAGCAUGAUACUAGUUAUUUUCAAUUAUAGUAUUUAAAAUCAAAAGGAAUUCUAAUUAAUAAAAAUGGAAAGUUCAUUAAUAUCUUAAGAAAGUUAGAUGAUAAUAAUUAGUUUGUGGUUGAAUAGCUCAUCCAAUUUGAUGACCAUAUUAACUUUGGAUAACUAAGUUAAGAUGGAUGUUAUUUAAUAAAUUGGGAUAUCGUAAAGAGGAAACUAUAAAUUAGAAAAUAUAAAGAAUUAUGA